UGAUGGCUUUCUCCAUGUCGCUCUCCUCGGACAUGCUCCGCGGGGCCCCCACAGGCAGGAGCGGCAGAGGAUGCGCAGCUGCCUGGUCUCCCCGUGGCCGAGGGAGCAAAAGGCUCGGACCUGGGGCGCCUGGCUCUCGAGGAGGCAGGCAGCAGCCUCCCCUGGGGACCAGCGGGGAUGAGGGCCCCGGCGCCGGCCCAGCUUCGGUGGGCGGCUCUAGGCAGGCGGCAGCAGCGGCAGCGGCGGUCUCUGAGGACAGGCCUUUGUGUUGCGCCCCGCACUGCCGCCUCUCAGCCUCAUCCCCUGCCGGGGAGGAAGGCUCCCGGGGCAGGGCGAGGCGGGGAGGGCCCCGGCUAGGGGCGCUGUGGAGUGGUUUCGCAGGGCGGCCGCUUAGGCCCGGGCUCGCCAGGUCCUAAGGAGAAGCCUGCGCCUCCGCCUCCGCCGCCGACACCGCCGCGAAGCAGAAGCCGAGCCUGCCGCCGCUCCCGCCGCCGCUUCAGCGCCACACAUCGCCGGGACACCAGCGCCGGGCAGCCCCGCCGGCCGCCCGCCUGCCCGCGCUUUACCAGGCCACAGCUCCGAGCCGCCCCUACCACUGCCCGGCUCCGUGACCCCACAGCGCCACGCGCCCCUCGCGGCCUUCCGCAGGGGUUUCUGAGCCGCCCCGGAGCUGCGCAUCCUACUUGCAGGCGCCUGCCUGG
Messenger RNA from Nycticebus coucang (slow loris), 701 nucleotides. RefSeq lists its product as uncharacterized. The coding region runs from base 3 to 416 and encodes 137 amino acids. The record is from RefSeq and is a predicted model, not a curated record. The transcript has a single exon. NCBI's taxonomy places the organism in Eukaryota, Metazoa, Chordata, Mammalia, Primates, Lorisidae.